Molecule: messenger RNA, 3861 nt
Organism: Penicillium maclennaniae
Lineage: Eukaryota; Fungi; Ascomycota; Eurotiomycetes; Eurotiales; Aspergillaceae
Gene: atg11
Product: autophagy protein ATG11
Exons: 4
Coding region: 1-3861 (1286 amino acids)
Biological process (GO): reticulophagy; positive regulation of protein phosphorylation; autophagy of mitochondrion
Cellular component (GO): phagophore assembly site membrane; Atg1/ULK1 kinase complex; extrinsic component of membrane
Molecular function (GO): molecular adaptor activity; protein kinase binding
Source: RefSeq, a predicted model, not a curated record
AUGUCGUUGCACAUUUAUAUUGCUCACACCGGUGAGCAUUUACUAGCUGAUCCGGUUGCCUUUGCCUCCCCAGAUGCACUCAAAGUAUGGAUCGUCCGAAGUACGUCGAUUCCACCUGCUAGGCAGAUCUUGAUGACUGCCCGUGGCAAGAAUGUCAAGACCCAGACCUUAGCCACCGAGUCCGAGAUAUUUGUCUAUGACCGACAAUACGUGAGCGAGCCUGGCGAGAUCGAGCUCCCGGAGCUACCUCCGCCCGCACCGUUUCAACCGAGUAACCCUCCGGCGUCCCUCACAAACCAGAACGACCUGCAAGCAUGGCGGGACCUCUUCAUGACAAGACGGAGCUGGGCUCUCGAAUUUUCUAGCCGUUGUGGGAACACCAACAAGAGCAUACAGGAGCACAACGAGCGAACUGAUGUCAUCAAUCGCGCAGUUGGCGUCGCCCUCGAGAACCUGAAAUCCCACGUGGGCACCCUUGAACAUCGGUUCCAAGAGACGCAAGAGUGGGCGAACAACCUUUUGGAAGAGCAGCAGUCCGCCCUGGAUGGUUGGCAAGCGGCUCUGGAGACGUUGGAGAAGAUCCCGGCCCGGAAAGACUCCCCUCUCAUCGGCCGCCCAUCCACACCAAAGAUGGACAAUGACCGGCCAACUGGGACCCUUCGUGAUUUUGUCGAUGUCAAUGAGGUCCAGCGAGCUGGAUUGGAGGCUGCGUCUGUAUCCCCACGCUUUGCUGGGCAGGUCCAGGAUAUCGAGAACAUUGUCAGCGGCAUUGCAUCGGACACUCAACAACUGGUUGACGAGGUAAUAACGUCACCCGGUGAAGGGGAUGAGAGCUUACUUGAGGAGGUUGAAACGAUUUCAAAGAAGAUUGGCUCCGACUAUGAACAUGUCCUCAGCCUUCCAAACAACCAAAAGAUGCUCGCAAAUGUCUCUAGGCUUGCCCUCAACCAUACUCAAAACCUUCUUCCGUCACUGCUAGAACUCGGCGCAGAGAUGCAGCAAGCCUUGGAACAGGCUGUGUGGCGCCGCGGCGCCGCAGAAAAGACGGCUCUCCAGCACAUGCGCACGAUCUCCAUUAUCACAUCGCGAUUGGCCGAUGCUCACACUCGGCUGGUCAAAUUAGAUGUGGAUAGCAAUGCAUUCGAUAUCAUAUACAGUGUCUUCCAGAUGCCGAUGCUUUAUGGGUCUAUUCUAAUCGAGUCGGUGCGACGGCGUGAAUGGAGUGACAAAAUCAAGACCGACUCCCUGACCUUGGCAGAGGAGAUGGCUGUAUUGAAAGAUGAGGAACAGCGUCGCCGGAAAAAGUGGCUGAAAACCAUGGGAGAUGUUAUUUCAUCUGCAGAUUCCUCUGCUCCGGGGAUCGAAAUUAACCUACAAGGGCAAGACGAUGAAUGGCCCGAAGUGAACCGACAAGAAAUCGAAGCCUAUAUUGAAGAUCUACGAUCAAAGCAUGCCUUGAAUAACAUUGCGGAGGACUUAUCUCGGCAAUUCAAGGAAUUGACGCCCCCACUCGUCAGCAAAGACGACGUGCGAAAGCAUUUAAAAACGGCAGUGAGUCUCCAAGAGGAGAAAACGAAAUUGGAAGAUAGGCUCAAAGGAUCGGAUAGCCGGAUUCGCAAGUUGGAGGAUCUGCUUCAUCGCCAAAGCCAUCUCAGUCGCCCGUCCAGUGGCAAUUUCGGCUCUGAAUUUCCCAAUCCUCCGGGAUCUCCACACCCGGAUACUCUAUCAAGACGCUCCUCAGUCUCAUCCAGACGUGUUUCCAUGACCCAGUCCCCAGAGGAUAGGGCACUCGUCCAACGCAUCGUCACCCUCGAGGCAGAGCUGGCAGCAGAGAAAGAGAACGUUCAGAGACUCCACAAAGAAGCUCACGCUGAGCGUCAAACCAGCUCUGACAAAUACCAAGAAGCUCAAUCUACAAAGAAAGAUCUUAUUGGGAACCUUGAAGCACGCCAGCGUGAGUUUGAGGAUGAACGCAGAUAUCUCGAGGCGGAGGUGAAAAAGUUCAGACUUCGCAACGAAGAGGUCGAGGAGGAACUCGACAGACUCAUGGACGGUCGUGACCAUGAGAAGCAAGAAACAGAAGAACGCAUUCACCAACUCGAGGCUGAUCUGGAGGGUGCUCAAGCUAUCUCUGCCGAGGAUGCGCGUAGAGUGGAUGAUUUGAAUGAACGCAUCCAAUCUCAUGAAAAUAAGGAGCGCGAGCUUGAGACGAAGGUCAACGAACUUGAGAAACAGCAAAGCAUCUGGAAUCAGAAAGAUCAGGAAAACUACAACUCUCUUCAGGCAGCCUUCAUGAGCUUGUCUCCGGGGGGUGCUGUGCCUGAGGAUAUUCCCAGCGUUAUCAAAGCCAUUGAGGUGCUUUCCGAAGGUCUCUCAAUCCAUGCUAGGAAUACCGAGGACAUCGCGUCCAAGACGCUGGCCGAGAACAAAACCCUUGAUGAGCGAGUCAAACAACUCGAGUUUGAAGCAGAGGAACACGCUAAGAAGUCCGAGGAACGUGAAGCUGAACUGGCUCGCCUGAACCAAGAGCUUCUGCGCACCCAAACAAGGUUCAACGACGCAAGAGCCGAGCUUGAACACGAACGUUCGAAGCUGAACUCCUUGCAGUCACAAUCGCCAGUAGGGAAGAGCGGUCUUGAGGGAGAUCAAAGGCACGCAGACCUUUCGCAAAACCUGGUUGAUACCGAGUCUCAGGCAAAGACCUUCCAGGAGAAAGAAACCGAGUGGGAAAAGAGGUUCGAAGCACUCUCGCAGGCAGAGCGGCAGGCUAUGGCUCGCUGCGAGGCUAGAGGCGCCAAGUCUCACGACCUUUCUAGGCAAAUUCACUGGCAGAUUGAGAAGCUAGAAUGGGUACUUGAGCAGCUCGGUUUCGCGAUCAUCCAGCAAGAUGGCCGCAUUGUUGUCCAACGAGCUUCUAAGGUCAAUGCCAUGUCUGGCCUUGGGGAAAGUCUAGCCCAGUCUGGCAUUGUUUCUGUUUCUGUGAAACCCGAUAACUCGCUGCUCGGUUGGAUGCAAGCCGAGACUUUAGAAGAGGAAGAGGCCAAAUUCUCCACUUUCAUUGACGGCUUGGCUAAAUUCGAUGUCUCCAUCUUCGGAGACGCAGUCAUCAAACGGAUGAAAGACAUUGAAACUCUUGCCCGAAAAUGGUCGAAAGAGGCAAAAACAUACAAACCUUACCGCGACAAGUAUCAUAGGGUCCAGAGCGAAGCUCAUGAAAAGAUUGCCUACCGUUCCUUCAAGGAGGGAGACCUGGCAUUGUUCCUGCCAACUCGCAACCAAGCCAUCCGUUCUUGGGCUGCUUUCAAUGUCGGUGCACCGCAUUACUUCCUGCGCGAGCAAGAUACACACAAGCUCCAAGCACGAGACUGGCUUCUUGCUCGUAUCAACAAGAUUGAGGAGCGUGUGGUUGAUCUCUCAAGAUCAUUGAAUGGCGUAGGUCCCGAUCGACGCUCCCUCGGCGAUGUCAGCGAUGGCGCCUCACUACUGGAAGACGAGAAUCCCUUUGAGCUUUCAGAUGGUCUUCGCUGGUACCUUAUUGAUGCGACGGAAGAAAAGCCUGGCGCGCCGGCCACUCCUGGAAUCUCGAAAAGCACCGUCGCGUCUGCAAAUGUCGACGCCAAAGGCAGUAUCCGUGUGAAACGCCCAAAUGAAGACAGCACAGUCGCCCAGACUUUGUCAAGAAGUCUGGACAGCCGCCGCGACAGUUCUAACUCCAAACGAGGCACUCCCACGCCCUCGCAAAGAGGCGCCAAUGAUUCGGCUACAGAUCUCGUUCGUGCUGAAGCCGACGCCGGCUCCCAGCCUCGAGAGGCUGAUCCGAUAUUUGACGAGGUUCGCCGCGAUCUGCUCUUCGGCCCGUGA